Symbiodinium sp. CCMP2592 is the source of this 849-nucleotide messenger RNA. Lineage: Eukaryota; Dinophyceae; Suessiales; Symbiodiniaceae. The record is from the annotation of a GenBank genome assembly.
UGCGCUUUGCGGCGGCUCUCCUGGCUUCAGCCGGGCUACUGAGCCUUACCCGACCAAGCUGCGCCUUUCUUCUCCCUUCGGGGGACGGGGCUGGCCCACCGGUUCAUCGAAGUCCUGACCAAGGCCGCCGGGCGUUGGCUGCAGCGUUGCUUCUGGCGCCCUUGGCCGCCGAAGCACAGCCAGGCGUCCCGGCGACAGCAGAUGUGCUACCUCCAUGGGCCGCCGCCUGGAGCGGAGCCUUACAAGGCAUCGCGCAGAAUGUCGCAAAGCAGGUCGUUCUCCAUCCUUUUGACACGGUCAAAACCCGUCUCCAGGCAACCGCUGGACGACCGGAUGCCAGUCGCGCAGAACUUUUCCGGGAUGUUUAUCGCGGCCUCCUCCCGACUUUGGUGAGUGGCACACCAGGCAGCGCCACGUUUUUCGCCGCCAAGGAAGCGGCCUCGGCCCAACUUCGGCGCCAGGCAGCACCCGACCCGCUGCCGACGCUCGGCGGUGUGGUGCUAGGCGUCCUGAGCGCAAAGGCCGUCAAGACGCCGUUUGACGUUGCAGAGACGAAGGCCAUGGCUACAGUGGCCACGGAGGGCGAGGCUCUGGCAUGGGACGGCUCCUGGGGCAAGCUGCAGGACACAUACGAGAAGGAGGGCUUCACCGGCCUGUACAGAGGUUAUGGAGCUAACGUCCUGUACAAGCUUCCCGCAGACCUUGCCAAGUUCCUGGCCUACGAAGCGCUGCGGGGCUCGGGGGCUGCAGGAUCACUGCCCCCGGGCGUGGCCGGGGCUGUGGCGACAUUGGCGGCCAACGCUGUGACCACGCCCCUGGACGUUGUCCGGACUCAGGUGAUGUGUGAAG